CAUCCUGUAGAACUAUGCCCCCCUCUAAUCACCCCAAUCCUCAUGUAUAAUUUGUCUUGGCCGAGGCUGUGCGGGGAGCCACCCCGCCCCAGCCUCUUUGAUUGGCCACGCGGGCCCGGGCGUCACACUCUUUUGUCUCAGUGGACAGAGGAUAAAAGUCUCCAAGGCUGCCGUGGGAAUUGUGCUGCUAGGAUUCGGCUCCCCCUAGCUGCGCAGCUAUGUGAAGCAGCUCGGUCCUGGCAGCACUGGGUCGCUUAGUGGCAGAGGAAGUGCCCAUGCCCAUCAUUUUCCCCUUCAGGGUAGUGGACCGAAGGUGGCACACAGAGCUGUCACGCGGGAGCAUCCACUGCCCACCCGCGGAGCAGAAAACGGGAGCGACUGCCCAGCGCAGAGAGAGGAGGGGGCUGGGCGGAUCCCCUCUUGGAAAAUCGAGAACUGCGAGGCAGAGCGCAAGGAACACUCCUGUGGCUCUACUGCGUUGAGUGAGGAGGUGAGGUGCUGCUAGAGGCUGCGGAGUGAGUGUGAUUUGCCUGGAUUAGAGGGGAGUUUCCUUGGGGGGCGGGGGAGACAAGGGGCUAGGGCCGAGAGAGAAUCACAAGCUGUCUGUCUUGAACCCCUUUGUAUCCUCUCAUCUCUUCCUGGGGAGAAAUAUGUAGGUGUGCGUGUCCAAGUCCUAUUCCCUUUCUCAAUGGCAGGCCAUCAAAACCAAACACGAACCUGAACUCUGUGCGGCUGAUUGCAAAGCAGUCUUGACGCCCCUAGGUCCGGGAUCGGUGACCCCUAAUGGACAACUUUCGUAUGGUGGCCACCAGUUGCAAAGGCUGGUAAUGAAAUAAAGGCACGUGCUUGCCCUUGAGCUCAUUUCCUACUGAGAUAGGAGGAAGGCCUGCCUGCAGAUUAGGCUUUUCCAAAAAGCACAACUGUCUUGUUAAUAUUCAGAUACCGUAUCAUUGUUGGUCAUGUCUAGCAUCAUUGCACACAUGGGCAGUACCCGGUGGCAGAAUGCACCCUUGCCGCCCUGGGCCCACUGUAUGCUGAGAUCCCUGGGGAGGAGUCUUGGUCCUUUAAUGGCCAACAUGGCAGACAGGAACAUGAAGUUGUUCUCAGGGAGGGUGGUACCAGCUCAAGGGGAAGAAACCUUUGAAAAUUGGCUCAACCAAGUCAAUGGGAUCCUGCCAGAUUGGAAUAUGUCUGAGGAGGAAAAGCUCAAGCGCCUGCUGAAAACGCUUAGGGGUCCUACCCGGGAGGUCAUGCGUUUGCUCCUGGCAGCCAACCCCAGCCUAAGUGUGGCAGAUUUCUUGCACGCAAUGAAAUUAGUCUUUGGGGAGUUUGAAAGCAGUGUGACUGCUCAUGGCAAAUUUUUAAACACUCUACAGGCACAAGGGGAAAAAGCCUCUCUUUAUGUGAUCCGUUUAGAGGUGCAGCUCCAGAACGCUAUUCAGGCAGGGAUCAUAGCUGAGAAAGAUGCAAACCAGAGUCGCCUGCACCAGCUCCUUUUAGGAGCUGAGCUGAAUGGGGACCUGCGCUACAGGCUGAAACAUCUCCUCAGGAUGUAUGCAAAUGAUCGGAAGCAUCUUCCCAAUUUCCUGGAGUUAAUCAGAAUGAUAAGAGAGGAAGAGGGCUGGAAUGAUACUUUUAUCAAAUGAAAGCGGACCAGGAGAUCUGAGUCAAUGGUGGAGAGGGCAACCAGCCCAGUGGCAUUUCAGGGCUCCCUACGGAUAAUGACUGGCAGUGCUGACUGCAAUGUGAUAGAGAUAGAUGACACCCUGGAUGACUCAGAUGAGGAUGUGAUCCUGGUGGAUUCUCAGAACCCUCCACUUUCAUUCUCAGGAUCUCCUCCUCCCAGAGGUACUGUCAAACCUCGGGAUCAAGUGCUAGUCAUUGAUCCCCCCAACAGUUCCCAGGCUCAAUCUCCUUCUACUAGUGGUGGUUCUCGGUAUAAGAAUGAUGGUCCCAGAGAUGUGCAUAAAGCCAGGAAGCGAAAAUACACAAUCUGUUGUUCAUAUUGUGGUGAGGAGGGUCACUCGAAGGAAACCUGUGACAAUGAGAGCAACAAGGCCCAGAUAUUUGAGAAUCUGAUAAUCACCCUGCAGGAGCUGACACAUGCAGAGCAGGAGGGGUCAGGAGAGGCUCCUGAUGAACCUGAUGACCCUUCUGAGUUACAGUGAAGUGCUAGACCCCAGCCUUAAAUGAAUCCUUAGCUAUAUUCAGAGUCAAGUGAUGGCAGGACUGAGAGGGAUGCCUCUAAUUGCAUGAAUUAAUCCACAAAACAGCUUUCUCUUAGGGUGGAGCACAAAGGUUCUUAGAUAACAGCACAGUGGAGGAAGAUGGCCUGUCCUUUGACAUUUAUUGCUCACCACUUUUGCUGUCUAAGGCUCUAUUUCUUGUGUGUGCACAUUUCUUUGAUGGCUUUAUUUUCUUUGUGAAAGUGGCAUAAUUCAUUGUUAAAUCUUCAAACAAUAAAAAAGUACAAAAAAGACAGUACAAAUAACUCCAAAUUUUCCACCCUUAUAUGGGUGGAAAACCCUGUCAACCCUUUGAUGAAUAUCCUUCUAGAUGUUUCCCUAUACUGAUGUACCCAGAUAGACGUAUAUGUAUAGAUAAAAGUGUUCAAAUAUAAAUGCUGUUCUAUAGUUUGUAUUUUUUCAUGAAACAAUUUAUGUUGUGGGCUUCUUUCUAUGUUAAUAAAUAUGUAUCAG
Phyllostomus discolor (pale spear-nosed bat) is the source of this 2699-nucleotide messenger RNA. It is a transcript of the gene ZCCHC12, whose product is annotated as zinc finger CCHC-type containing 12. NCBI's taxonomy places the organism in Eukaryota, Metazoa, Chordata, Mammalia, Chiroptera, Phyllostomidae. The transcript is spliced from 3 exons. Gene Ontology annotation, cellular component: nucleus. The record is from RefSeq and is a predicted model, not a curated record.